Messenger RNA from Pollicipes pollicipes, 2806 nucleotides. It is a transcript of the gene Tmx3, whose product is annotated as Thioredoxin-related transmembrane protein 3. The coding region runs from base 281 to 1573 and encodes 430 amino acids. NCBI's taxonomy places the organism in Eukaryota, Metazoa, Arthropoda, Thecostraca, Pollicipedomorpha, Pollicipedidae. The record is from RefSeq and is a predicted model, not a curated record. Gene Ontology annotation, cellular component: endoplasmic reticulum. The transcript is spliced from 10 exons.
ACGACAACCGAUGGCGCUGUCAAAAGAUGUUCUUCAUAUGAAUGUAUAUUUCGGGCUGGGUGCAUUCCUAAGGACAUUGUAUGCGUAUUGAUAGGCGUUGUAGAAUGGGGAGAAUGGAUCUGGUUGUUUGAGGCAUAGGUGGUAUACUCCUUGCAUAAAUACGGCGCAAGAGGAGCCGAAUCGAAGUAAGGAAAGAAGAUCAUACUUUGCUAGACCCGACCUUUGGGUGGACCUCCCUCUCUUCAGUGCAAUUCCUGACCUACUUCAGAAGUUUUAAUAAAUGAUUGAGCUGUUCAGCUUAAAAAUGUGCUCUCUGCUGGGUCUGGCAAUCAUUGCAGGUGUGAUACAAGGUGGGGCAAGCAAUCGUGUUUAUGAGCUCAGUGAUAGGUUCCUGGACAUCUACCAGGAGGGCACGUGGCUAGUCAAGUUCUACGCGCCCUGGUGCGGCCACUGCAAGAAGCUGGAGCCCGUCUGGAUGCAGGUGGCGCAGCACCUGGCGCAGAGCGACGUGCGUGUAGGGCGCGUCGACUGCACCAAAUACACGAGCGUGGCCAGCCACUUCGGCAUCCGCGGCUACCCCACCAUCAUGUUCAUACGCGGCAGCGAGUUCGAGGACACGUACGAGGGUGACCGGGAGCGGGACCACAUCGUGGAGUACGCGCACCGGAUGGCGGCGCCGACGGUCACCAGCCUGCCGGACGCGGCCAGCGUGCGCCAGCUGAGCUCGCGGCACCUGCUCUACUUCCUGUACGCCGGCGAGCGGCUGGGCCCCCUCUGGGAGGCGUACAGCGCCAUGGCCGGCCGGUUCCGGGCGCACCACUACUUCUACAGCUGCACGGCGGACGUGUUCUCGAAGCAAGUGAAGGACUCCGCCAGCCCCGCGGUCAGCGUCUGGAAGGACGGCCGCUUCCAUCUCUACCAGCCGGAAGACGCCGUGCACGUCAACGAAUCGCUCUACCAGUUCGUCAAUACGGAGCGUUUCACGAGGUUUAUGAAGAUCACGACCGGCAACUUCGGCCAGCUGCUGCACACGGGCAAGUUGAUCGCGAUCGCGGUGACAGAGGAGAACCCGAUCAAGCGCAUCACCGCCGACCAGGAGAAGUUCCGCGCCAUGCUGGAGAAGGUAGCCAUCGACACGGCCGACAAGUACUCCAGGCGGGAGCUGCAGUUCGGCUGGGUGGGCCAGCCGAGCCUGGUGAACGGCGUGGCGGCGCGCACGCUGGAGGUGCCGUCGCUGAUCGUCGUCAACGCCUCCGACUACACGCACUUCGUGCCAGACGACGAGCCGGCCCAGCUGACCGAGGCGGCCGUGGCGCUCUUCCUCGAGGAUGUGUUCGCCGGUCGCGUGCAGGGUGGCGGCGGCGACACAUACCCGAUGCGCGUGUUCCGCGCCCUGUACCAGGCCCGCUCCUCCGUGGAAGGCAUGUGGCGAGGCAACCCGAUCCUGACGGCGCUGCUGUUCGGCCUGCCGGCCGGCUUCCUCAGCCUCAUCUGCUACAGCAUCUGCUGCCAGGACAUCAUGGACGCGGAGGACGAGGACGAGGAUUUCGCGUACCACGAGAAGCACGAGUGAGCGGCGCUGGCUGGCUGGCUGGCCACAGUUCCAGCUCCUCUCCCGGACGGGAGCCAGCGAAGUCAACGCCGUUUGACCUCGUCGCGGGGUACAGAAGCGGCGGCGGUGGUGGCGACUGGACCCAGUCUGCGUGCGGCUGGGCCAAGGGCGCUGCUGUAUGGCCGGCCCCGGCGGCGGUGGCGACUGGACCCAGUCUGCGUGCGGCUGGGCUAAGGGCGCUGCUGUGUGGCCGGCCUCGGCGGCCGCGCCGACCGAGCCCAGUGCCGAUGUGACGUCACCCGUGGCGCAGCUGCGUUCCGUGGUGGGGACAGUUUCUCCCCCUCCCAAACCCCGGUGGGCGCACUACUGAGCGGCGCCACAUCGCCCCCGGCGCCGGUGGGGGCGAUGGUCCCACGCUGGGUGGAGACGGCCAGUCGGCGGAACGUAACGGUGGCACCCUCGAAAGAGAUGCUAAGUGGUGACUGGCGCGUGGCGUCGCUUGAGGAUGAAGGAGAAGCGUUGGUUUUAGUAAGGUCUUGAAGAGAAAUGCGAGAGCGGUUGUAGGAAAAUGCUGAUAUGAUAUGGAUGUGCCUGCGUGGCAGACUUCUGUCCAUCGCACUGUUUUCUUCUGGUUUCAGUGAAGAUAUCGUUUAUCAAACUUGUCAAUCCGAGGUUCUUAGAUAUCGGUGAUGUUUGUGUUGGUCCGUGUGUUGUCCUCUGUUGCUGUCUUCAUUCAUCCAUUGGGGCGCUGUUGGGACUGCAGAGCUUUACGUAUUCCUUCCGUAAUGGGUAUUGGGUAACGAAUUGGCCGUGAGCACAUGAGAGGGGUUCCGUUUGUCUGCUGCUCCAUCGUCAGCAUGCGCCGACGUCACCAUGCUCGCCUCGUUCUCCGGCAUUGUUACAUGUCAUGUGUUCCCGGAUCGUGUCGUGCAUCAGUGACUUUUCACGGACCACCCCUGAGCUCACGAUCUGGUAAUAUUGAGUAGGGACCUGGUCGGAGGGCGGUGGAAAGUGGGCGUGCUUUUGACGUUUCUCACCCGGUGAAUGUUUGUUGAGCUGGCGCGAUGGGAGCGCGGAGGCGUGAAUGAAAUAGAGCAAUCAAUUUCUGUUUCAGGUGUCGCAUUUUUGUGUUUCAUUGUUGUUCUCUAGGGAGACUCGCCGAUUUUGGUUCUCUGUCGUUUGACAUUAUGCUGGAGCCGUGCCAUUGUUAUCUAGUCAAGUGUGUUAACUGUCCGUGUCAAUACAAUGCUUAAU